This is a messenger RNA of Danaus chrysippus (African queen), 1140 nucleotides long. The record is from the annotation of a GenBank genome assembly. Lineage: Eukaryota; Metazoa; Arthropoda; Insecta; Lepidoptera; Nymphalidae.
UUGUGGCUCGGGCUCGCUCUAACGGCUGAUUCAUCGGCGUUAUUUAGGGGAAGCAAUAGUUUUGGGAUGAGUCUAAAAAGGCCAUCGGAGCUCUAUAAACACCUAAGAGUUUCCAAGAGAUAUAUCCUGGGGAAAUCCCAUGAUGACAUAGUGACAUCGCUCCCAAAAGAUGAAGAUGCCCCCGAGCUAGAGUCACGACUUCAAUUCCAUAAGCAAUUUAUGAUAGGAGCGCAAAGUAACAGAGCGGGGUUAGGAUCAAAUAGGAAAGUCCAAGAUGCGGAUAUAUUGAAGUCUUUUAUUCGGCAAGACGAGAAUGAUAAAUAUAAGAUCCAUGCAAUGAAUUUAGAAAUGCAGAACGAGUGGUUAGACAUAGGAGAUUUUUGCAUCCCAUUAGCAUUAAAAUGGCGCACUUUAAUUUAUGAUUGGUCGCCAGCGUUGCUAAAAUUCUAUCUCAAUGCGUUCCAGAUGACUCUCCCAGAUCAGAGUAAUUUAGUAAGAUGGGGUAAAAGUACCGAAAAAACUUGCUAUAUCUGUGGAAAGGCAGUUGGAACUGCUAAGCAUCUGCUGGUGGGAUGUAAGUCUUUCGGUAGCCAGAGCGCAAAAGGAAAUAACCACAAACGAACGAUCAGUAGGUUUUUUGUGAGAGAAGGCACUAGGGCUACAAAAUCAAACGUCAAGCCUUACUCCAUCCUUAAAGCGGCGUCGGAUUGGACUAUAAUGAUGGACACGUAUGAAAAACAAUAUAAAAUCCCCGAGGAUAUUUGUGCGUCGGCCUCCAGACCGGAUAUAUUUUUGUUUUCGCGAAUUUUAAAGCGCGUAGUGAUGAUAGAGCUUACGGUCCCUUGGGAAACCAACAUCCCCAAAGACCAUACCAUCAAGGUCAACAAAUAUUACGAGCUCACAAACGAACUCACUCGAAAUAGGUUCGUAGUAGAUUUGUACGCGGUAGAGGUGGGAGCGAGAGGUAUAACAGCGAAAUCUCUCUACAACCUACUAAAGGACUUGGGCUUGUCCAGAACUCACAUUAAUGCAUUCUUGGAACGUAUAUCGAAGGCAGCCCUAGUAGGUUCUUUUCAAAUUUGGUUAGGUAGGGAGAGGAGCUUGGACAGUGGAGGUGAGCGUAUAACGCGCGUUAAAUAA